UAAAUAUCGCUUUAUGCAAAUCACAUCAUUAUUUCUUGCGCAAUUAAUGACGUGUGAAUCAACCGAGCCAAUUUCACUCUCAAGUUUCUUUUGACUAAAGUCCAAGUAUCCAAGUCUCAACUGUCAUGCUUCUACUCUAUGGUCAAAUGUCAAAAAGUGACAUAACUUUCACAACAUGAACAUAACCUAAAAAAACAACACAAAACACAAAAAUGCGUCUAAUAAACUUAUUUAAAUCGUUAACCCUUACUUCUCAAGUGCAAAUCAUACGUUUAAGUUCUGAUUACGCGCCAAAAGCUCUUCGCAGCUUGAAGGCAAAAUCUACGCGGAAUACAGUGCAAUAUUAUGUGGAUUCCUACCGGGUUCGUGCAGUUGGUGGCUCCGGGGGCGAUGGCUGCAUAUCCUUCCUCAGUGCGUGGUGUAAGGACCACGCCGGGCCUGACGGAGGCGAUGGCGGGAACGGCGGACAUGUUAUAUUUCAGGCUACGUACUCCUGCAAGAGCCUGAACCACUGCAAGUCGGUAGUACAGGCGCAGCACGGAGAGAAGGGCUACAACAAGGACUGCUGCGGCAAGAAUGCUCAGCACAUAGUCGUGCCCGUGCCUUUAGGUACUAUAAUCCGCGACGCUUCCGGCCGCGUGGUGGGUGACUUAAGCUCAGAAGGCGUGAUGUUCGUAGCAGCGCGCGGCGGCUCGGGAGGCAGAGGGAACAAAUUCUUUCUCACCGACACUGAACAGGCUCCUAGUGUGGCAGAAUUAGGUGCCGUGGGUGAAACUAACGUGUAUACUCUAGAAGUUCGCUCCAUGGCGCAUAUUGGACUCAUUGGCUUUCCUAACGCUGGUAAGAGCACGUUACUUCGAGCGCUGACUCGCGCGCGUCCCACCGUAGCACCCUACCCCUUCACCACGUUACGACCACAUAUCGGCAUGGUGCCGUACGAUGAUUAUGAACAAGUAGCCAUAGCAGAUCUUCCGGGUUUGAUUCCCGGCUCGCACAAGAACUACGGUCUAGGCAUCCAAUUCCUUCAACAUGCGGAACGUUGCAGAGGCCUUAUAUACUUGCUUGACGCUACAAAUGAUCCUCUCACUCAGUAUAACACUCUCUCCUAUGAGUUACAACAGUACAAUGCUAAUUUUACAAACAGAAGGGCUUGUAUUGUCAUAAACAAGAUAGAUUUAGAUGAAGGAAAGAAGGUAUAUGAAGAUAUUAAAAAAUCUAUGGAUGUUAUAGGCAUAUCGGCGAAGACGGGACUCAAUUUGAGUGAGCUUUUGAGGGUAGUUAGAGAAAUGUAUGAUGGGGAAGAGAGAUGAAAAGUUAGGCUAUAUAUCUAAACUAAUAUUAUAAAUGCGAAAGUAACUCUGUCUGUCUGUCUGUCUGUUACGCUUUCAUGUCUAAACCACUGAACUGAUUUAAAUAAAAUUUGGUACAGAGAUAGAGCUGACCUUGAGAAAGAACAUAGGAUAGUUUUUAUCUGUGAAAAUUUCAACUCUCUAACUAUCAUGAGAUACAGCCUGGUGACAGACGGACGGACGGACAGAGGACAUGACUGUUUACAAAAACAAUUAUACAAGCCGGCCGGACAAGCCGUUUUUGAGAUAAGCAAGUUCAAACUUCAGUUUCGCAAUAUUAAUUACCUAAAGAUUGAUAAAAUGUGACGCAAUUUUCUGUUUUUUGAAAACAUGGUUAGAUUUUUUAAAAUCAUUUAAUAUCUAAAUAACUAAGUAGGUAAUUUAGUUAUCAUGAAAUAUGUAUGUGUUGUGUAAGAUUUCCUUGUAAAUAGUGUAGAUAAUAAAGAGCUGAAUAAUA
Molecule: messenger RNA, 1806 nt
Organism: Helicoverpa armigera (cotton bollworm)
Lineage: Eukaryota; Metazoa; Arthropoda; Insecta; Lepidoptera; Noctuidae
Product: mitochondrial ribosome-associated GTPase 2
Exons: 7
Coding region: 213-1310 (365 amino acids)
Cellular component (GO): mitochondrion
Molecular function (GO): GTPase activity; magnesium ion binding; GTP binding
Source: RefSeq, a predicted model, not a curated record